Molecule: messenger RNA, 888 nt
Organism: Aegilops tauschii subsp. strangulata
Lineage: Eukaryota; Viridiplantae; Streptophyta; Magnoliopsida; Poales; Poaceae
Source: RefSeq, a predicted model, not a curated record
AUGACCGACUUGGGUGAGCUACACCACUUCCUCGGCCUUGCUGUUCGUCGUGACUCUUGUGGGAUAUUCCUCUCGCAGACCCAGUAUGCUCUCGAGAUUCUCGAGCAUGCUGGCAUGAGCUCUUGCCACCCUGCCUCAACAUCCGUGGACACAUCCCCCAAGCUGGCCGCUGCCGUCGGCUCACCUGUUGCUGAUCCUUCGGAGUAUCGGAGUCUAGCCGGUGCUCUUCAGUACCUGACGUUCACACGUCCUGACAUCGCCUACGCCGUCCAGCAGAUUUGUCUUCACAUGCAUGAUCCCCGUGACCAGCACUUGACUUUGGUCAAGCGUGUUCUCCACUACGUCAAGGGUACCCUGCACCAUGGCCUUCAGCUCACACCCUCCUCUACGGAUCGCCUUGUUGCUUACACUGAUGCAGACUGGGCUGGUUGUCCUGACACUCGCCGAUCGACAUCCGGCUACUGUGUGUUCCUUGGCGACAACCUGGUCUCGUGGUCCUCCAAGCGCCAGCGCACCGUCUCCCGCUCUAGCGCUGAGGCAGAGUAUCGAGCUGUCGCUAAUGCCGUCGCUGAAGCAAGUUGGCUUCGCCAACUCCUCCAGGAGCUUAACCGACCUCUCCCUGCUGCCACAGUCGUUUUUUGCGACAAUGUCAGCGCCGUCUACAUGUCCACGAAUCUUGUUCAGCAUCAGCGCACCAAGCACAUUGAGAUCGAUCUUCACUUCGUUCAAGACCGUGUUGCGCUUGGGCACAUUCGAGUUCUUCAUGUGCCUUCUUCCCGGCAGUACGCGGACAUCUUCACCAAAGGCUUGCCAUCGCCAUUGUUCUUGGAUUUUCGGUCCAGUCUCAGCGUCCGAGAAUCUCCCGUUGUGACUGCGGGGGGCUGUUAG